AUGCGCUUGCCAUGGGCACCCAGCUUAGCCCCAGCGUUGGCCCCGCCGCCCAUCCUGCCGCGCGGCUGCGCGCCGGCGAUGUUGGAGGCGUACGAUAUGCUGCCGCUGCUCAAUUGCCUUGACGAGGCGGACGUGGGCGCCUGCCUCGAGACACUCAACCCACACGACGGGCGGGUGCUGGUGUCCGAGGCGGCGGGUGCGGCCUUCAUCGGCGGGUCGGUCGGCGUGAUCGGGACCGUCAUCUCCGCCUUCGUUAAGCGCGACCAGGUCAAGGACCGCCUCAAGUGCACCUACUGCAACGGCACGGGCCAGAUUGUGUGCGGGCGCUGCUACGGCAACAAGGUGCUGGAGCUGCGGACGACGGAGGGCAGCUUCGCCACGCAGGACUGCGGCACCUGCGAGAGCACGGGGACCGUCGUCUGCAUCAACUGCCAGGGCAGCGGCGUCCAGGUCGGCUUCACGGAGGAGGACUACAUCGGCCUCUUCGACGAGGUCAAGUUCCCGGACUUCAACGAGCUCGAGGCGCCGCAGUACAGCAGCGACCAGCAAAAGGCGGCGGUGGAGGACCGGGCACGGCUGGGCGCCCUCUCGUACGGCGGCGGCAAGCCCUCCUCGCCAAAGGAGGAGCCGCUCGAGGCACCGCCCCUCGACAGCAUGGGGUGA
Emiliania huxleyi CCMP1516 is the source of this 663-nucleotide messenger RNA. RefSeq lists its product as hypothetical. The transcript has 5 exons. Bases 1 to 663 code for a protein of 220 amino acids. Lineage: Eukaryota; Haptophyta; Isochrysidales; Noelaerhabdaceae. The record is from RefSeq and is a predicted model, not a curated record.